Microbotryum saponariae is the source of this 2818-nucleotide messenger RNA. The record is from the annotation of a GenBank genome assembly. Lineage: Eukaryota; Fungi; Basidiomycota; Microbotryomycetes; Microbotryales; Microbotryaceae.
AUGAGCUCGCGACGGGCCUCGACGCGUUCAUCCCGUGGCAGCAACGGCACCUCUCGUCGCACCUCGUCCGGACCACCGACCGCGACGACCGCGACGACCGCGACGACACCGACGACACCGACGACACCGACGCUGCCUGCACACCACCCCACCUACGAGUCGUUCGCUGAUUUGGUCCACACUGGGAGUGCACCACCUCAACACGCUUCCCCCAAGUUUGGGCCUUCGUCACUCUCCAAUGCGACGUCGAGCUCGUUGAGUCGUUCGAGUGCUCGUCGACCAGGCGCAGCAGGCGGGAGCGCCCACAAGAACCAGCCCACGACGACCACGGUGACGCACACAACACCUCACGGGGAGACAUCGUCCUCUUCUUCUGCCUCGUCACCUUCGUCGAACCGGCACACCCGAGUAGCAUCCGCCAUCACUCUGCCUGGCAGUCGGAGACCCCUCACAGCCGGCCCCCCACUCACACUGGCCGCCCCGUUCGGCACGCCACCCCACCGUGGAGAAUACUACGCCUCCACGGGCGAACGUCUCGCAGCAGGAGACGACGACGACGAAGAGGAAGAGGACGACGACACCAGCUGUCGAAGGGUCGCACAGGGGAUCAUGGGCUACAAACCACAGUCCCACCAACCACAUCCCCCGCGCACCAACUCGGACAAGAAGCACCCCCUAGACCACACCGGCACCCCCUCCUCCUCCUCCUCCUCCUCCUCAACCACCCCCGACCUCACCACCUUUGACCUCGUCAAGUUGACCCUCGGUCUAGCCGGUGCUCAACUCGCGUGGACGGUCGAAAUGGCGUUCGGCACACCUUACCUCUUGUCCCUCGGUCUGACCAAACGCGCCACUUCCCUCGUGUGGCUCGCAGGACCGUUGGCAGGCUUGAUCAUGCAACCUAUCAUCGGAGCCUUGUCCGAUGCAUCGAGAACAAAGUACAGACGAAGAGCGUUCAUCGCCGCCUCGGCUACCUCCGUCAUCGUCUCGACUCUUUUCGUCGCUUAUGCCAACGAGAUUGGCUCCUUGUUGAGUGGGUGGUCGGGCCUGGGCGAUUGGGAUCCCAAGCAGGAGGACCACGUUCGAGCAAGUGCGAUCGCGAUUGGGGUCCUAGGCUUUUACGUUCUCGAUUUCAGUCUCAACGGACUACAGGCCUCGUUGCGCGUGAGUCGGUGAUCCGUUAUACCCAACGCUCACGACGCAGCACGGUCUGAUCCUGACGCCGCAUCCCCCCCCCCCCCCAGGCCCUGAUCCUCGACCAAUCCCCACGGCAUCAACAAAACGUCGCCAACGCGUGGCACGGUCGCAUGACCCAUUUCGCCAACAUCUUCGGCUACGGCGCGGGUUACAUCGAUCUAGGGCAUUGGGCCGCCCUUUCCUGGGUCGGUGGAGGUCAAUUCCGUAAAUUGGCCGUCAUGGCUUGCGUCGUCAUGACCCUCUGCGUCGCCAUCACCUGUUGGACCCAAGUCGAACGCAUUUCCUCCUCCGACCUCCAGACAGCAAACCGGGGGAUCCGCUGGUCCAGCAUCUGGAUCAACGUUCGCAAAGCGACUCGCGAACUCCCCCUCUCCGUUCGAAGGGUCUGUUACCUCCAAUUCUUCCAAUGGACCGCUUGGUUCCCCUUUUUGUUUUAUUCGACGUCGUACGUCGCCGAAGUACUUUAUGCGAGUCUGCCGCCUGAUCAAGAGGAACCUUCGACGGAUACGGCGACGAGGGCUGGUUCAUUGGCUCUGCUUCUUUAUGCGCUCGUCUCCCUCGGGUCGGGAUCGUUGCUACCCUGGUUAACGACUCUAGGCCGCAGAAAAUUCGUCGACAAGCGACUAUCAAGGACGUCGAAGAAGGGUAGACUGAUGAGGCAUUUAUUGGCGAACAUGACACCGAGGAAGAUGUGGACAUUAGGGACCGCGUUGUACGCUUUUGCCAUGGUCGCGACGUUUUGGGUCAAGACGGUAGAAGGGGCGAUGAGUAUUGUGGCGUUCUGUGGCGUUUCUUGGGCAGUGCAGUGUUGGGUGAGUGCCUGGACGGAACUCAUCCGGGAUGCCUUUGCUGAUUUGUAUCGCUCUCACUUUAGGUCCCUUUCGCCCUCGUCAUGGAAUCCAUCCGCGAAAUCGAGCCUGCAUCUGCUCCAGUCGCAUCCUCUCUUCCCUCCUCGGAAGACGCACGUACGAGUCCCUCUCAAGCACCCUCCCGAACAAACUACGGGAGUACGCAGAAACCCUUUUCGCCUCCCCCGCCACCUUUUGCGCAUUCCUCUUCGCAGCUAGAGAGGGUCAGACAGGGGUUGGCGGAAUGUUCACCGCUUUUGUCAUCGAGGCCUGAGGGGGUUUCGAGGAGUUCGCCACGUGGUUCUCAAGGACGAAUGGAGGAGCGCGGCGAUCGAGAAGCGCAUUCCGAUCCAGCCGCAUCGAAGUCGAGCUCUACAGCGGGAGGUACGAUUCUCGGCAUCCACAACCAAGCGUGUUGCGUGCCGCAGUUCUUCGUCGCUGUCGUGGCGGCUUGCAUCUUCUCUCUAUUGGAGAAGAAACGUUCCGUAAACGAAGGGAAUGGGAAACCGACCGAUCUCGUACUGCGACGCGGACUCGAACUCCUCGCCUCCACCUUCGCUUCCGAAGGUGGAGGAGGUAACGACUCCGAACCCACUGACGGUCUUCGAGGAGCCAACGACGUCGUAUGGGUACUCCGUUUUGGUGGCCUUGCGGCUCUGGUGGGUGUUUUCGUCAGUCGUUAUCUGUUGGAGACGAGGAGUGAGGCCGAGUAUAAGAAUGAGGUCCUGGCGUGGCCUUUUCAGUUGGUCGAGGAGGAGGAGCAGGGGGAAUGA